AUGUUGAUAAGUGUAACAGAAGCGUCCCCUUCUCUCCGCUGUUGUUCGCUCAGUAACCGUCGCAUACCAACAAAACCCAAUCUUUCUCCCCGUCUCCUCCGUUCAACUUCCCGUCAACACAAUCUCUCUCUCCGUCUCCGUUCAUCAUCAUCCUCCAAUCUCUCUACCAGCUGUGACCUAGCGAACUUCGAUCCUUUAGGCAUUAAUCCAGAUUUAUCUUCUACUUGGAAAAAUCUCCUCACCGUCUUUCAAACCUCUUCGGAAAAGGAUAAACCUCGGGGCGUAGCGGCUGCAAUUGAAGAUAGUUCAAUUGAUUUUGGGGACUUCUUCAAUGGUCCACUGCCUGGUAUUGGUAGACUUGGUAUAUGCUCUCUUGGCAUUGUUCCAUUCAUCAAUGCGCAGAUUGUUUUUCAGCUUCUUGCUCAAGUGUAUCCCAAAUUGCAAGAUCUUCAGAAGAAAGAAGGUGAGGCUGGAAGAAAGAAAAUUCUUCAGUACACUCGAUAUGCUUCCGUUGGAUUUGCUAUUGUACAGGCUAUCGGGCAAGUUCUUUUCCUACGUCCCUAUGCAAAUGAUUUUACAACAGAAUGGGCCAUUACUUCUGUUAUCUUACUCACACUUGGCUCUGUCUUUACCACGUACAUCGGGGAGCAAAUUACCGAGCUCAAACUUGGGAAUGGUACCUCUCUUUUGAUAUUCACAAACAUUAUCUCCUAUUUGCCGGCUUCUUUUGGUCGCACGUUUUCACAGGCGUUUAGUGAUGCUAACUAUGUUGGACUUGUUACCAUCAUUCUCUCCUUCUUUCUGUUGGUACUUGGUAUUGUCUAUGUUCAGGAAGCAGAGAGAAAAAUUCCUAUUAAUUAUGCUUCUAGAUUCACCAGCAGAAGCGGUGGACUUGAGAAAUCUGCUUACCUUCCGUUUAAGGUAAAUAGUUCUGGAGUAAUGCCUAUCAUUUUUUCUACGUCGUCAUUAGCUCUUCCUGGUACUUUAGCUCGCUUCACUGGUUUAAGCUCACUAAAAACUGCUGCAGUGGCUUUGAAUCCUGGAGGCUCCUUCUAUCUUCCAUUUAACAUACUUUUGAUAGCCUUCUUCAACUACUAUUAUACUUUCCUACAACUGGAUCCUGAUGAUGUGAGCGAACAAUUGAAACGUCAAGGUGCUUCAAUUCCACUUGUCAGACCAGGCAAAAGUACAGCUACAUUUAUUAAAACUGUUCUUAGUCGAAUAUCAGUCCUGGGCUCAACAUUUUUGGCAAUCUUGGCUGCUGGACCUGCAGUUGUUGAGCAGACGGCACACUUGACUGCAUUCCAGGGAUUUGCUGGAACUUCUAUUCUUAUUCUUGUUGGUUGUGCAACAGACACAGCAAGAAAAGUUCGAGCUGAGAUUAUAUCCCAGAAGUACAAAAACAUAGAGUUAUAUGAUUUUGAUAAGUAUUGA
Molecule: messenger RNA, 1434 nt
Organism: Vicia faba (fava bean)
Lineage: Eukaryota; Viridiplantae; Streptophyta; Magnoliopsida; Fabales; Fabaceae
Source: the annotation of a GenBank genome assembly